Cariama cristata (Red-legged seriema) is the source of this 4066-nucleotide messenger RNA. RefSeq names its product high density lipoprotein binding protein (gene HDLBP). The record is from RefSeq and is a predicted model, not a curated record. Gene Ontology annotation, molecular function: mRNA binding. Lineage: Eukaryota; Metazoa; Chordata; Aves; Cariamiformes; Cariamidae. Gene Ontology annotation, cellular component: nucleus; cytoplasm. The transcript has 25 exons.
UUGUGUGUGGGUGGGAAGUCGACAAUGAGCUCCGUGGCAGUUUUGACCCAGGAGAGCUUCGCUGAACACCGCAGCGGCCUGGCUCAGCAGCAGGUGAAAGUUACAGCUUUAAACUCUGAAGAAGAGAAUGAUCCUCCAACCUACAAGGAAGCCUUCCCUCCGCUCCCUGAGAAAGCACCAUGUUUGGAAGCUGCCCAGGAACCUGCUGGGCCCUGGAGCAAAAUCCGACCAAUAAAGGCUUCUGUCAUCACUCAGGUGUUUCAUGUGCCACUGGAGGAGAGGAAAUACAAGGACAUGAAUCAGUUUGGAGAAGGCGAGCAGGCCAAGAUCUGCCUUGACAUCAUGCAGAAGACAGGAGCUCACCUGGAGCUGUCUCUCGCAAAGGACCAGGGCCUUUCAAUCAUGGUCUCUGGCAAGCUGGAAGCGGUCAUGAAGGCUCGGAAGGAGAUUGUCGCUCGGCUGCAGACUCAGGCUUCAGCGACAGUUGCCAUCCCUAAGGAGCACCACCGUUUUGUCAUUGGAAAGAAUGGCGAGAAGCUGCAGGACCUGGAACUCAAAACUGCAACCAAAAUCCAGAUCCCCCGCCCGGAUGACCCCAGCAACCAGAUCAAGAUCACCGGCACUAAAGAAGGGAUUGAGAAGGCCCGACACGAGAUCCUGCUUAUCUCUGCUGAGCAGGAUAAGCGUGCCGUGGAGCGGCUGGACGUGGAGAAAGUGUACCACCCCUUCAUUGCUGGCCCUUACAACAAGCUGGUGAGUGAGCUCAUGCAGGACACGGGGACGCGCAUCAACAUUCCUCCACCCAGUGUCAACAAGACAGAGAUAGUCUUCACAGGAGAAAAGGAGCAGCUAGCCCAGGCUGUGGCUCGUGUUAAGAAGAUCUAUGAGGAGAAGGCCAACAGUUUUACCGUCUCCUCGGUCUCUGCCCCCUCUUGGCUUCAUCGUUUCAUUAUUGGAAAGAAAGGACAAAACCUGGCCAAAAUAACUCAGCAGAUGCCAAAGGUUCACAUCGAAUUCACUGAAGGAGAGGAUAAAAUCACUUUGGAAGGACCUACAGAAGAUGUGAAUGUGGCUCAGGAACAGAUUGAAGUCAUGGUCAAGGAUCUGAUCAUCCGGAUGGAUUAUGCAGAAAUCAACGUUGACCACAAAUUCCACCGACACCUCAUUGGCAAGAAUGGAGCUAACAUUAACAGGAUUAAGGACCUCUACAAGGUGUCUGUGCGCAUUCCCCCGGACAAUGAGAAGAGCAACCUGAUCAGAAUUGAAGGAGACCCACAGGGGGUCCAACAGGCCAAGAAAGAGCUGCUGGAACUCGCUUCCCGUAUGGAAAAUGAACGCACCAAGGACUUAAUCAUUGAGCAGAAAUUCCACCGGACCAUCAUUGGGCAGAAGGGCGAGCGGAUCCGGGAAAUCCGGGAGAAAUUCCCAGAGGUUAUCAUCAACUUCCCAGACCCCGCCCACAAGAGUGACAUCGUCCAACUUAGAGGUCCCAAAAAUGAGGUGGAGAAGUGCACCAAGUACAUGCAAAAGAUGGUGGCAGACCUGGUUGAAAACAGCUUUUCUAUUUCUGUCCCUAUCUUCAAACAAUUCCACAAGAACAUCAUAGGGAAAGGAGGUGCCAACAUCAAGAAGAUCCGUGAGGAAAGCAAUACCAAAAUUGAUCUCCCAGCAGAGAACAGCAACUCGGAGACAAUUGUUAUCACAGGCAAGAGAGCAAACUGUGAGGCUGCUCGCCACAGAAUUCUUGCCAUCCAGAAGGAGCUGGCCAACAUCACAGAGGUGGAGGUCUCUAUUCCUUCCAAACUGCACAAUUCCCUCAUUGGCGCCAAAGGCCGCUUCAUCCGCUCCAUCAUGGAGGAGUGUGGUGGAGUCCACAUCCACUUCCCCACCGAGGGCUCUGGCAGUGACACCGUGACCAUCAGGGGCCCAGCCCAGGAUGUGGAGAAAGCCAAGAAACAGCUGCUGCACCUGGCAGAGGAGAAGCAAACAAAGAGUUACACCGUGGACCUCCGUGCAAAGCCAGAGUACCACAAAUUCCUUAUUGGUAAGGGUGGUGGCAACAUCCGUAAGGUGCGUGACAACACUGGGGCCCGCAUCAUCUUCCCAACCUCUGAGGACAAAGAUCAGGAGCUGAUUACUAUCAUGGGAACUGAGGAGGCUGUCAAAGAGGCGCAGAAGGAGUUGGAGGCCCUCAUCAAGAACCUGGAUAACGUGGUUGAAGACUCCAUGGUGGUUGACCCCAAGCACCACCGCCACUUUGUCAUCCGGAGAGGGCAAGUUCUGCGUGAGAUUGCAGAUGAAUAUGGUGGUGUGAUGGUCAGCUUCCCACGCUCUGGCACCCAGAGCGACAAAGUCACCCUCAAGGGAGCCAAGGACUGUGUGGAGGCAGCCAAGAAACGCAUCCAGGAGAUCAUCGAAGACCUGGAAGCUCAAGUGACAAUCGAAUGCACCAUCCCACAAAAGUUCCACCGCUCUAUUAUGGGCCCCAAAGGAUCCCGGAUCCAGCAGAUCACCCGGGACUAUGGUGUCCAGAUCAAAUUCCCUGACAGGGAGGAGAACCCAGCCCCUAUUGCAGAGCCAGCUGUGCAGGAGAAUGGCGAGGAAGGUGGGGAAGGCAAGGAUGGGAAGGAUGCAGAUCCCAGCUCUCCAAAGAAGUGUGAUAUCAUCAUCAUCUCUGGCCGCAGGGAGAAGUGUGAGGCAGCAAAGGAGGCACUGCAGGCCCUGGUUCCUGUCACCAUUGAGGUGGAAGUUCCCUUUGAUCUUCACCGUUACAUCAUUGGCCAGAAAGGAAGCGGGAUCCGCAAAAUGAUGGAUGAGUUUGAAGUGAACAUCCAGGUCCCUGCUCCUGAGCUGCAGUCAGAUAUCAUCACCAUCACUGGGCUGGCUACCAACCUGGACCGUGCCAAGGCUUUUUAGGAACUGCAAGCUGAACAAGAGGAUCGGGCCUUGCGAAGCUUCAAGCUAACAGUCACUGUGGAUCCCAAGUAUCACCCUAAAAUCAUUGGGCGGAAGGGAGCAGUGAUCACCCAGAUACGCACAGAGCAUGAGGUCAACAUCCAGUUCCCCGACAAGGAUGAUGAGAGCCAGGCCCAAGACCAGAUCACCAUCACUGGCUAUGAGAGGAAUGCUGAGGCUGCCCGGGAUGCCAUCAUGAAGAUCGUUGGCGAACUGGAGCAAAUGGUCUCUGAGGAUGUGACCCUGGACCAUCGUGUUCACGCACGCAUCAUUGGUGCACGUGGUAAAGCCAUCCGCAAAAUCAUGGAUGAGUUCAAGGUGGAUAUUCGCUUUCCUCAGAGUGGAGCUCCUGACCCCAACUGUGUGACUGUGACAGGACUCCCUGAGAACGUGGAAGAAGCUAUUGAUCACAUCCUGAACUUGGAGGAGGAAUAUCUUGCAGAUGUGGUGGACAACGAGGCAAUGCAGGUGUAUAUGAAGCCCUCUUCACAUGAAGAGUCCAAGGCCCCAUCCAAGGGCUUUGUGGUGAGAGAUGCCCCCUGGGCCACUGUCAACAACGAAAAGGCCCCUGAUAUGAGCAGUUCUGAAGACUUCCCCAGCUUUGGGGCUCAAGUGGCCCCCAAGACUCUUCCCUGGGGACCCAAACGAUAAUGACCUGGAAGCAGAAACUCCUCCAGCCUGCUGACCUGACACUAACCUGCCACAAAUACUUCCUGUCUGAAAUCUGACCCAGCGGCUGGAGCACAAGUCAAUUGCCCCAAGAGGUCUCCUAAUGGUGUCUGGAGUGCUAAAGCCCAUCCUGCUCCCCUCAGCUAUCACCGUGGCUAGGACCCACCCUCAUCUCUUGAUGGAUAUUCUUUCCUCCUUUGGAAAAAGACUUCCACUCAGAUUCAAACACUAAAUGUGUGUGUUUUUGUUAGAAACUUCAUAAUUGACUCAAAGUGGCUAAGAUUUGCAGCUUCCCAAGCGCUCGCAGAGCAAUCUGCUCUCUUGAGCACGUCUUACUAGGCAUUCUCGCCUUCAUUAGGAGACCUCCUUUACUGUGGCUAGGAAUCUACUUCCUGUCUCAUGACCUCAGGAAAUAAAUUUCCUUGACUUUCUAAAGCCAAAA